Schistosoma spindalis is the source of this 667-nucleotide messenger RNA. The record is from the annotation of a GenBank genome assembly. NCBI's taxonomy places the organism in Eukaryota, Metazoa, Platyhelminthes, Trematoda, Strigeidida, Schistosomatidae.
GUUUGCUAUGAUGAGUUAAAAUAUGACACGCACAAGCUGUCGUUCUCCGAUGUCUCGUUUGCCUAAGCACCGCAAACACACGAAUAGCGUCAAGUUCGAUACACCACCAACCGAAAUGAAAAGAUGUUUGGUCAAACUAAAAAGAAUGGUGCCAACUAUUGAACGAAAUAAGAAAGUUAAUCAGCUGGAAUUAUUGCAACAUGUUAUUGAUUAUAUACAAGACUUAGAAAAAACCCUUCAAUAUCCUGAGGAUAUAUUAACAUCCGUCAACGUGUCUAAAUGUUCGAGUCCUAAAGAAAAUAUCAAUGUUCUCGAAGACUUAUUACGCGACAGAAAACUCGACGUAGUCAAAAUAAUUAAGACAAGUAUGUGUUUAUAUCCAAUGUUGGGUUAUGAACAUAUCCAAAUUCAUUAAAAUGUUCCAAGAUAAUGCUCUUACAAAUUAAUUUCUAACCGAAUUAAACGAACUGUAGGAAAAAAGGAUUCCUAAUACAAUAUGUAAUAACCUAACAAAAUCCUGUUACUGCUACUAGUCCCAAUGUUAUGACUGAAACGGGAAAAGACUGAGGUUAGAUGAUGCAGUGAGAAAUGCAAGGCUAAAUAAUGUAUCUUUGUAUCAUACUGAUUUGCCAUGAGUAACCAAAAAACCACCUGCUUCGGUUUGGGC